This is a messenger RNA of Thalassophryne amazonica, 2478 nucleotides long. Its product is annotated as microtubule-associated protein tau-like. The transcript has 13 exons. Gene Ontology annotation, molecular function: microtubule binding. Bases 360 to 2054 code for a protein of 564 amino acids. Gene Ontology annotation, cellular component: neuron projection. NCBI's taxonomy places the organism in Eukaryota, Metazoa, Chordata, Actinopteri, Batrachoidiformes, Batrachoididae. The record is from RefSeq and is a predicted model, not a curated record. Gene Ontology annotation, biological process: microtubule cytoskeleton organization; neuron projection development.
GGAAACGAGUGCUGUGAGUGUCAUCAUUAAUCUGCUUUCCAAACAAAUUAGCAAACCCUGCUAUCGGACUCUUCGGUGAGUUAGCAUUUGCGGCCGACGGAUCGAAGGUGGCUGAAGCACGAGCGGGUGAGGAGGACGUUGACUUUGUGAGCGUGGGAGCUUCCUGUUCCCUGGACCCAGGAAGUGAGGCAGAUGAGCGUGGGAAGAGACAGAGUGACUCUGUGUGGGACGCCGAAGACCUCAGAUACGGGUCAGAGAUUAGACAGGAUGCUGCAGCCGGCAGCGUGAGCCCAGAAUGGACGGGAGUGACAGUGUCCCAGAGGACAGCCAGCUUCAAUGAGUCCGAGUGCCUGCCUGAAAUGACAAAUGUGACAGGGGCGUUGUUAUUCCGCAGCAUGGCCUUGGAGGACCUGACGUCCAUCGGAGACAGAGACCGGUGGGCAGAUCAAGGAGAGGAAGUUGCCAACGUCCACACCAAAUUGUCCACUAAUGAGUCUGCGGCUCUGACAGACUUAAAGCCCUGCAAUGGACUAGAACCCAACAACAUCACCCCCAAAACACAAGAGUCCACCGAGUCCCAAACAUGGUCUGACUCCGCCUCUCAACCCAAAGAUAGUCAAAGGAUUUGUGACGUGCCGCGUCCAGGAAGUAGUGAGACAAACACUUCUGAAACUGCAGCUACAGACAACAAAACUGACUUCUCGCCACACGGUGCGAGCGGAUCAAACUCUGACAUUUGUAAUGACACGGAGACGAGUGGUGUGCUUCAGACCGCCGGCACAGCUGAGCUCCGGAAAACACCGCGGAUUUCUCCAGCCAGAAAGUCGCUGGUGCCGAUCGCUAUUUUCAAAGCUCAAGCGAAGCUGGAUAACGGCUCCGUGGAGAACAAGGCUCAUACCGCCACCCAAGCUAGACCAAACGGUUCCCUAAAAAGACCAUCCGUAGUCACCAAGGGCAACAAAACACACACGUCACCCCGAAACAGCUCCAUCCCCGUUAAAGACAGCAGCACGGGGCUCAGGCAGCUCCGAAGUCUUGCUGGUGCAAAGUCUCAAGCUCCAGGUACCAAAUCUCCUGCUAGAAGUCAGCCAGCUAGUGCCAAGAAACCUCCUACUCCAAAAAAUGAAAAAGAUGCUUCAAGCGGGCAGAGCAGCCCCGGUACUCCCAAGUCCCCCUCUAGCCAAACGCAGUCUGGAAAGUCUGUGUCCGAGGCCAACAAGGUGAAGAAGAUUGCAGUGGUGCGUUCGACACCCAAGUCCCCGGGCUCCCUGAAGAGCCGCUCACCGGCUCCUCUGGCCACUGCAGCCCCGAUGCCAGACCUGAAGAACGUCAGGUCAAAAAUCGGCUCCAUAGAGAACAUCAAACACCAGCCCGGUGGUGGAAAGGUACACAUACUUGAUCAGAAGGUGGACUACAGUAAUGUCCAGUCUAAGUGUGGCUCCAAAGACAAUAUAAAACAUGUACCCGGUGGAGGCAAUGUCCAAAUCCUUGAUAAGAAACUGGACUUGACUAAUGUUCAGUCUCGUUGCGGCUCCAAAGACAACAUAAAGCACACACCUGGAGGAGGCAAGGUACAAAUUCUUAAUAAGAAGCUGGACUUAAGCUAUGUGCAGUCGCGGUGUGGCUCCAAAGAUAAUAUAAAACAUGUACCUGGUGGUGGCAACGUUCAGAUCGUCCACAAAAAGAUCGAUCUGAGCAAUGUUACAGCUAAAUGUGGCUCAAAAGACAACAUUCAUCAUAAACCAGGCGGUGGAAACAUUGAGAUAAAAAACGAGAAGAUGGAGUUCAAAGUCCAGUCUAAGAUCGGCUCCCUUGACAACAUUGGCCACAUGCCUGGGGGUGGACAGAAGAAGGGGAUUGAGAGCCACAAACUGAGUUUCCGUGAGACGGCCAAGGCCCGCACCGACCAUGGCGCAGAGAUCAUCUCGUUGGAAGACUCUCCCCACCAGCUCAGCACCGUGUCCUCCUCCGGCAGCAUCAACAUGGCGGACUCUCCGCAGCUGUCCACGCUGGCCGAUCAGGUGUCCGCCUCUCUGGCCAAACAGGGCUUGUGAAUGCAGUCGACGAUGACCCCUGACCCCGCCUUUCCUCCGCCACACCACCACCUCGAGGAGUUGUGAUGCUUUCCUCAUCUUUUGACUUUUUUUUUUAAAGCUACCCACCAAUUUGUCAUUGGUUAACCUUUGAAUGUUUCUCAAUGCAUUAUUAGUCCAAGUCUUGACGAAAAAAGGGCCAAAAUUAACUUAAUCUCGUCUGUGGUCUUUUAUAUCUUGAUACCGGUACCUUAGACGACCCUGAUGGCUGCGCGCCCUUGCAGGUGAAAACGUUCCUUUAUUUACCUUCAUUACUCGCCUGGUUGCCACACUGACCGUAAACCCUUUAGAAAAUUAUUUUCAACGUUCAAGUUGAUGGGUGACUUAAUUUUUGUUUAAAUCCAAACAGUGCUUUGCUAAAUGGAGGAUGCAGAAGGAAGAGUUA